ACUUCAACUAACCCAACAAAGCUACUGCUAACUACACAAUGCAUUUCUAUAUAAUGCACAUCUUUUUUCAUCAACAUCACAACAACAAAUUGAUCAGAAAACAAAAAACAUUAUAACAACAAAAGAAAGAUUCUAAGCAUGGCUUUGGAAAAGAUCUUUUGGCAACUUACCUUAACUCUUUCCGUUCUCAUCCUCUUCACCCCAAAUGCUAGUCUAGCCCAAAAGGGCACAAUGAAUGUAAUCGAUAAAUGCUGGAGAUCGAACCCUCAAUGGCGAAGAUACCGCCAUCAGCUCGCCACCUGUUCCGUCGGCUUUGUAGGCAAGAUGACCUACAAUAUUGGAAAAGGUGUCGUACAAUACGAAGUCACGGAUUCAAGCGAUGAUCAUUUGAAACCCAAACCAGGGACACUGAGAUAUGGUGCCACAUUGAUUCCAGGGAAAGUGUGGAUCACUUUCAAGAGGGACAUGAACAUCAAAUUCUCAAAACCCCUGCUGAUCAGCAGUUUCACCACCAUUGAUGGCCGCGGCGUCAACGUUCAUAUAUCAGGUGGUGCAUGCCUGAUAGUGUACAAGGUAUUUGCUUCUUAUCACUAAUCACUAUCAAUUCUAUGUAUAUACACAAAUAGACAUUUUGCUGAUUGGUAUGUAUAAUUUUUGUCUGCGAUCAGCAAAGCAACAUUAUCAUCCAUGGCCUAAGAAUCCAUCACUGCCAGCCCCAACCAGCUAGCUCUGUCAUAGGACCAGAUUCAAAGAUUAUGCAGCUAGGAUAUGUUGAUGGAGAUGCAAUUAGGUUGGUCACAGCAACAAAGGUUUGGAUAGACCACAAUACACUCUAUAAGUGUCAUGAUGGUCUCCUUGAUGUCACCCGGGGAUCUACUGAUAUUACCAUCUCCAACAACUGGUUUAGAAACCAGGACAAAGUCAUGCUUCUUGGACACGAUGAUGGGUUCUUGAGAGACAAGAGCAUGAAGGUGACUGUCGCGUUCAAUCACUUUGGACCCAACUGCAACCAGAGAAUGCCACGGUAAUUGUUCAAUCUCAUUCUCUUGGU
Molecule: messenger RNA, 1051 nt
Organism: Tripterygium wilfordii
Lineage: Eukaryota; Viridiplantae; Streptophyta; Magnoliopsida; Celastrales; Celastraceae
Product: probable pectate lyase 5
Exons: 1
Coding region: 139-594 (151 amino acids)
Molecular function (GO): pectate lyase activity
Source: RefSeq, a predicted model, not a curated record